Coffea arabica (coffee) is the source of this 1827-nucleotide messenger RNA. Lineage: Eukaryota; Viridiplantae; Streptophyta; Magnoliopsida; Gentianales; Rubiaceae. The record is from RefSeq and is a predicted model, not a curated record.
AUGAGAUUACUGGAAAUCACAAAUGUGGCAAAUGCUAGAGAAGAAGUCUACCCUCCAGAACUGAAUGUUCUUGGGAGGAAAAUAGCAAGAAACUGUAAGGGGCUGCCUUUAUCAAUUGUCAUCAUAUCUGGAAUUCUUGCUACUCUAGAUCAAGCUGGUUGGGUGGAAGUCUUGAAUAGCCUAAGUUCAAACAUAGUUUGUGACACGGAUCAAUGCAAGAGUAUACUGGAAUUGAGUUACAUACAUCUACCUGAUCAUUUAAAGCCAUGCCUCCUCUACUUUGGAGCAUUUAGAGAAGAUCAAGCAAUUCCUACCCAGAGGUUGAAGUGGUUAUGGAUCGCUGAAGGAUUUGUUCAGAAGAAUGAGUCAAAAAGCCCAGAAGAAAUUGUAGAAGGCUAUAUAACGAGUCUAAUUAAGAGAAGCUUGGUUACAGUGGGGAAACAGAGAUCUUUAGGCGGGGUCAAGACCUGCCACAUUCAUGAUUUGUUGCAUGUGUUUUGCAAGGGAAAAGCCAAAGAUAUAAAUUUUCUACAACUGUCUAAGGAGGCGUUUGAUGGGCCACACCACCUACGUCGGUUAUCAUACGGCUCUGAUCUCAAGUAUAUUGCAAAAUCAAGGAUAUUUUUUACCCGUAUACGCUCUCUGCUGCUGCGGUGUAAUUACUUCAGCAGUAAAGACACGGACUAUAUGCUAUCUUUUGUUUUUGUCCUGAAACUUCUUAGAGUCUUGGAUUUGGGAAAUACGGAGAUAGGCUAUACUUUCCCAAGUGAAUUAUGCUUGCUUGUUCAUUUGAGGUACUUGGCAGUAAAAUUUCAAGGCCGUAAGCUGAAGAUCCCAUCCUCACUUGCGAACCUUUCAAACUUGGAAACUUUACUUCUGACGGUACAUUGUUUUGACAGAGCACAUUGUUUACUGCCUGAUGCUUUGUGGAACAUGCAGAAAUUGAGGCAUCUCCAUGUGCAUGGUGCUUUCAUUGAUAUUAGGUUGGCCAAUGACAGCCUUGACAGCUCCUCCACUUUAUAUGAUUUAGCCACCUUUUCCACUCCAAAGUUUUAUCUGGGGCAAAGCAUGGUACAGAUGAUGAGAAAGUUUCCAAAUGUUCGUGAACUGAAAUGCCGUUUGCUAGAAUCCGAAGAAUCUACUGGGGAGAGCAACGCCAUUGCGGAAAUGGGCUUUCUGACUCAACUAGAAUCACUAAAGCUGACUCUAGGUAAUGUGACAGCACAUCAUAUUGAAUUUCGUCUCCCCUUAAAUCUUAAACAGCUGACCCUUGAGUACUUUCCUUGGAAUAUGAUUUCCACAAUAAAAGAAAUACAUAAUCUUGAGGUUCUUAAAAUACUUCAACCAGCUGAUGGAGUAGAGGAAUGGGACAUGGAAGACAUGGAAGAAGAGGAAAUCUUCCCUAAACUCAAAUUCUUGAAAUUGGAAUCCUUGCAGACAGAAACAUUAACUCUUCAAUUGAUUGAGGUGCGUGGAUGUCUACGCUUUACUGGAGAUUUUGUUCGAGAUAUCAAGGAACAACAGCUGGAGCAGGAAGGAGGACAUGUGGCCACAGCUGUUGAGUGCUACGUGAAUGAAUAUGGGGUUACAAAGCGAGAGGCAUUUGACGAGUUUAACAAACAGGUAGCCAAUGCUUGGAAAGAUAUUAAUGGAGAAUGCCUCAAUUCAAAUGCAGUGCCUAUGGCCGUUCUUGAGCGAGUUGUGAACCUUGCAAAGGUCAUAAAUCUGUUAUACAAAGACGAAGAAGAUUGGUAUACCCAUUCUGCGACCAAGCUCAAGGACACCAUUACCACUGCGCUUAUAGAUCCAAUCCCAAUGUGUAAGUGA